This is a messenger RNA of Oncorhynchus nerka (sockeye salmon), 3996 nucleotides long. Its product is annotated as junctional adhesion molecule 3B-like. Gene Ontology annotation, cellular component: cell-cell contact zone; protein complex involved in cell adhesion; plasma membrane. The coding region runs from base 348 to 1256 and encodes 302 amino acids. Lineage: Eukaryota; Metazoa; Chordata; Actinopteri; Salmoniformes; Salmonidae. The record is from RefSeq and is a predicted model, not a curated record. Gene Ontology annotation, molecular function: protein heterodimerization activity; cell-cell adhesion mediator activity; integrin binding. Gene Ontology annotation, biological process: cell migration; cell-cell adhesion. The transcript has 9 exons.
GUCUCUCUCAAUUUAACCUGUCAUGUUCACAUAAAUUUUCAUUUGCAUUGUUUAGUUCUCUGGGUCAAAGCUGUGAUAUGUCAGAGAGGGAUUACGGAUAAUUCAUCUUGUUUGGCACAUUAAUGAAAUUGCUUUGUUGGAUACCAUCAUUAUAAAAUAGAUAUAAAUGUAUUUCCGGUCUCGGGACUUAUCAGUCUUCCGCCCUGAUGCCCUUGUAGCUAUGGAAACUCCUCAAUGGCAACAUCCACCAGCCCGUUCACCCGUUUUGACCAGGGGCGCCGAGUGUGAUAGCUAGCUAGCUGGCUUUAUGUGUGCCAGAAUUACCGAUCCAUUACCAAGGUUUCAAGAUGGCGUUACAACGACUGACGGCUUUGUUCAUCCUUUAUUCGAUUCUCGGCUACAUUCCAUCACGUGGGGUAAUCCUCCGAACCACAGACAAGACUGUGUGGGCAAAUGAAUUUGAACCUAUUGAGUUGACCUGCUUGAUAGAGUCCAUCUCAACAAACAACCCCAGAAUCGAAUGGAAGAAAAUCAAAAACGGUGUCCCUAGUUAUGUGUACUUUCAAAAUCAAAUUUCAGGGGACUUGGAGCACAGAGCCCAGCUGAUCCAGCCAGCCAACCUACUGAUCCUCAACACCAGCCGUGCAGACACUGCAGAGUACCGCUGUGAGGUCGCUGCCAUUGAUGACCACAAACACUUUGAUGAAAUUCUAAUCAGUCUUGCUGUCAGGGUAAAGCCUGUGGUGCCCAGGUGCAGUGUGCCUGUGGCAGUGACUGUUGGCACGUCCUCUGAGCUGCGCUGCCUAGAGAACGAGGGCUUCCCUGCCUCACAGUACCGCUGGUUCCGCAACAACGAGGAGCUUCCCCAGGACCCAAAGAGCAGCCCCAAGUUCAUCAACUCCACCUACUCCAUUAACGCUGACACAGGUGGUCUGAAAUUCCGCAGGAUGAGGAAGGAGGAUGCGGGAGAGUAUUUCUGCCAGGCAAAGAAUGAAGCUGGACAUGCACAGUGUCCCGCACAGCUGAUGGACGUCUAUGAUGUCGACAUAGUGGGGAUUUUUCUGAAGGUGUUGGCGGCAUUGGCCGGAUUCACUAUUGUGAUGGUGGGGGUUUAUCAUGCACACAAACAUGGCUGCUUUUCCUCUGGCAAGGAUCACACAGGAACCAACUACAAAUCGCCAGCAGCAGAUGAUGGUGUUGAAUAUGCCGAAGCCGAUGAGGGUCACUUCCGGCACAAAUCAUCAUUUAUAAUUUGAAAUCUGAGAUAGAAGGCCGUCAAGAGGGGAAACACUGAAGAGGAGACACACUGAAGAAGAGGAGACACACUGAAGAGGAGACACACUGAAGAGGAGACACACUGAAGAAGAGGAGACACACUGAAGAGGAGACACACUGAAGAGGAGACACACUGAAGAAGAGGAGACACACUGAAGAGGAGACACACUGAAGAGGAGACACACUGAAGAGACACUGAAGAGGAGACACACUGAAGAGGAGACACACUGAAGAGGGGAAACACUGAAGAGGAGACACACUGAAGAGGAGACACACUGAAGAGGAGACACACUGAAGAGGAGACACUGAAGAGGAGACACACUGAAGAGGAGACACACUGAAGAGGAGACACACUGAAGUCAAAAGUGCAUCAAAUCCCAUAAUAAGGCUUCGUGUGAGAAAUUUAAGCUGUAACAUUGCACAUUCUUUUUUUGGUGCGCAUCAACAAUUAGCUUACCAAAGUUAUCAUCUUGAAAAAGAUCAAUCAUUAUUUCUGAUAGGCAAUUGCAACGUUAUGUCCCUGUUAGUACACAGUUUUUUUUGUCGCACAAAUAUGUUUUGUCCUCAGUCGUUACUGUAACUACAACUACAGUACGAUUUUAAGCUUUGACAUUUGAACUUCCACCAACAUGUUCAUCUAAACUGAUGCUGGAACAUUCCCCCAUACUGUUUUUGGACAAUGAUUUUUGACUUCCAAACAUUUCUACAAAAUAUACCAACCCUGUUUGACAAAAACAGCCUUGCAUAGCCUCUGAAUGCAAGAUGGACUGGUUUAUGUUAUUAUGAAGGAAGGUUGUGUCAAUAUAUUUGUGAAUAUAUACACUACCGUUCAAAAGUUUGGGGUCACUUAGAAAUGUUCUUGUUUUUGAAAGAAAAGCAAAUUUUUUGUCCAUUAAAAUAACAUAAAAUUGAUUAGAAAUACAGUGUAGACAUUGUUAAUGUUGUAAAUGACUAUUUUAGCUGGAAAAACAGGUUUAAAAAAAUGGAAUAUCUACAUAGGCAUACAAAGGCCCAUUAACAGCAACCAUCACUUCUGUGUUCCAAUGGCAUGUUGUGUUAGCUAAUCCAAGUUUAUCAUUUUAAAAGGCUAAUUGGUCAUUAGAAAACCCUUUUGCAAUUAUGUUAUCACAGCUGAAAACUGUUGUUCUGAUUAAAGUAGAAAUAAAACUGGCCUUUAGACUAGUUGAGUAUCUGGAGCAUCAGCAUUAGUGGGUUCGAUUACAGGCUCAAAAUGGCUAGAAACAAAGAACUUUCUUCUGAAACUCGUCAGUCUAUUCUUGUUCUGAGAAAUAAAGGCUUCCAUGUGAGAAAUUGUCAAGAACCUGAAGAUCUCGUACAACGCUGUGUGCUAGUCCCUUCACAGAACAGCGCAAAUUGCCUCUAACCAGAAUAGAAAGAGGAGUGGGUGUCCCCGGUGCACAACUGAGCAAGAGGACAAGUACAGUGUCUAGUUUGAGAAACGGACGCCUCACAAGUCCUCAACUGGCCGCUUCAUUAAAUAGUACCUGCAAAACACCAGUCUCAACGUCAACAGUGAAGAGGCGACUUCAGGGUGCUGGCCUUCUAGGCAGAGUUGCAAAGAAAAAGCCAUUUCUCAGACUGGCCAAUAAAAAUAAAAGAUUAAGAUGGGCAAAAGAACACAAACACUGGACAGAGGAAAGAAAGUUUUGAGGCUGUAAUCGAACCCACAAAUGCUGAUGCUACAGAUACUCAACUAGUCUAAAGAAGGCCAGUUUUAUUGCUUUAAUCAGAACAACAGUUUUCAACUGUGCUAACAUAACCAUUUUGCAAUUUUCUCAUGAUCAAUUAGCCUUUUAAAAUGAUGGAUUAGCUAACACAACGUGCCAUUGGAACACAGGAGUGAUGGUUGCUGAUAAUGGGCCUCUGUAUGACUAUGUAGAUAUUACAUAAACAAACCUGCCAUUUCCAGCUACAAUAGUCAUUUAUAACAUUAACAAUGUCUACACUGUAUUUCUGAUCAAUUUGAUGUUAUUUUAAUGGACAAUUAUUUUUGCUUUUCUUUCAAAAACAAGGACAUUUCCAAGUGACCCCAAACUUUUGAAUGGUAGUGUACAUAGAGUCAGUGAGUGGGGCAUGUAUAAAAAGCUGAUAAUCUGUUACAUGCAGAGUCAACGGGCACAAUGAAACAGUCUGUUGUGCUUAAUAAAGCCAACUAACUUUAUUCUCUGCGUUCAGAAUAACAAAGAAACAUAUUACAGUUAUACAGUAUAAUCCCAGUAUAAUACUGCAAUGUACGAUGUAUUAUUAUUAGUAUAUCAAGUAAUUAUGAUUUUUUUUCAGAGUGCUGUUUCUGUUUAUAAGUGACCUUCUGUGCUUACUAAUGACCUACUUUAUGAAUAUUGGACAUAUUGUCCAGUUGUGACUCACAAUUAACUGUAUUUUCUUUAUGGACACAAUAUACAAUAUUAAUGGAUGUACAGGCAAUACAACUUUGUUAGAAAAAAAAUAUCUACACAUACAUUUUUAUCAGUAACAAUACAUCAUAAGUAUUAAACAAUGUUUCAAAUUGAAAUUGUUAAAAAUGACUUUUUGAAACAUUAUUGAUAUAGUUAUUUUUUCAUUGGUAUUCUUUGUUUAUAAAAUAACACUACUCAGGAACUGUUGUAAAAUGUUAAUUGUUCAUUCGUUGUAGUGCAAGAAAUUGAUACUGUUAUAUGCUUACUUCAUUUUGUCAAUAAAGACAUAACAUAAGUAACUGUA